Messenger RNA from Hyaloperonospora brassicae, 999 nucleotides. The record is from the annotation of a GenBank genome assembly. NCBI's taxonomy places the organism in Eukaryota, Oomycota, Peronosporomycetes, Peronosporales, Peronosporaceae.
AUGAACGCAGUAGUUGACUGGAGAUGGCUCUAUGCGAAAACCAACGGCGUCUUGACGCUUCAGGCACUCGACUCGGAUGGAGUUGUCCCCAAGCAGACUUUGACACCGACUGAUCUUCCAGUCGUGAUCCGAUGCAUUGUCCUGGUAUCGGAGCUGACAGUAGUCACCGGUGGCGCCUUUAUGCUGCUACUUACCAGCUCCGUGAUCGGAGUGGUAGUGCGCAGCCUCUUACACGUGUCACUCGCUGCAACUACAAAGGAUGUAUUGUUAGAGAACACUUUCAUCCAGCAAAUCUGCGAGACUGUAGCGUAUGCCUGGGGUCUUGGGGCUUUCAUGAGCUGUUUCGUUCGACGGUCCAAGCGCGACCUUGCGCGAAGACUCACGGGGUUCGGAUGGGGCGGCUACAGGACCUGUUGUGUAUCACUGACCCUGCACUUUGUGACUACAGUGGUGCUCGUGCUGCUGCAGCAACAGACGACGUCACCGGCCUUAGUGUCGUGGACCAAUGUCACAACAGCACUGUAUCGACCAGACGGAUCGUUUGCCGCGACAGCGAUCAUACAGAAGCUGCUGCUUGCACCGAUGAAGGAGGAGCUCUUUUUUCGAGGAGCGGUGGUGCUGGUGACCAUAAAUCGGCUGCAAAGUGCCAAGUGGAGUGCUGUGAUCUCUGCUGCUUUGUUUGCUGCCGUCCAUCUAGCCAAUGCGAGACACGUCGGAGCACAAUACUCGGCAUCUUACGUGGCGUUUCAGGUGCUUUGGGCAUCUCUCGUAGGGCUCUUUCUGGCGCUCGAACUUGCAGUCUCUGGCUCCGUCGUCGUUUGCUUCGUGUUGCAUGUGAUCAACAACACGUUUGCCUUGACGAUGUCCACGACAGACGAUGUGAUUCUUACGCAACCUCUCGUCGCGUUCUCAGUGAUCGCGGCACUGGUAAUCUAUUUUGUAGCGAUCGCUAACCAGCUGCGACGACUUCGAUCUGUAGAACUGCAGAAACAGCUAUGA